CAAGUCUUCCAUUAGAUUAAUCUUUAAACAGCAUUUUGCGGGGAUAAAGUUUAAACUUGAAUGUAGAGGAUGGCUUUAGGAAACUUAACAUCCAGUAAUAAGAGGUUCAAACUCAAAAUAGGUGGUAAUGAUGUAACAAUGUUUUUGCUGUUAAGUUGUAGGCAUUAUAUUAUGGAUUAUAUAGAUUCUAGGUGAGAGAAGAUAAAAUAGUAAUUGUUGCGGUGGCAAGUGAAACAUAUGUUUAUUAAGACAAGCAAACUGUGAUUACAUUUUAUGAUUCAUACUCAUUUCAGAUCUUUGUGUUCUUUUCUAUAACACCUACAUUAUGUUAAAAACUGACUUGACUCUAUUCACAAAUCAGCUUAUAAUUGCAUGUCUGAACAUUUCAUUAAACUUAAGAGGAAAUGCACAUUACAUUAAUAAAUGAUGAGGUAUAAUCUGUCAGUGUUUUAGUCCUCGUGCUAGCUUCAGCUUGAAAGUUGUAUUUGUUGCACUUGUGGGUGGUAGGGCUAAUAUAUUGCUCUGUGUGUGUAGGGGUGAAGCCGUAUGCUUGUUCCAUGUGUGACAUGAGGUUUAUUCAGCGUAACCACCUGGAGAGACACUGCCUCACUCAUACGGGAGAGAAGCCAUUUGCUUGUGACAUGUGUGAUAUGAGGUUUAUCCAGCGCUACCACCUUGAGAGACACAAGCGUGUCCAUAGUGGGGAGAAGCCUUACCAGUGUGAGCGGUGCCAGCAGAACUUUUCACGGACAGACAGGCUGUUGCGGCACCGGCGGUUGUGCCAGGGUCGCGGCGUAGCCAAAGUGGAGAACCAGCCGUGCUGCGAACCGCGCCCGUACGGCCAGGAGCCUCCCCCCGCCCCUCAGACCUGGAGCCCCCUGCACCCCCCUCCAGGCCGACUGGCAGUCUGACAUUCCACCCUCCCCACAUCCACAACCACGCCAGAGAGCGGAGGAGCCACAGGGUUUCUUCUUCUGCGCUGAGUGACGCCACACUCCAGCGCCGACCCAUCUGCAGCUCCAGUCUUGGGAUUACUGAUGAUCGAGGGACAUUUGUGUCUUUGUUUUGUUGACUUUUUACUGUGUUUCCUUUCCUCCCCCCGUUUUUUUAAAGACGAGACUUUUCUGUGAUGAACAGUGGUCCUGUUUUGUACUUAAUCUAUUUGAUUUUUGCAAAAAAAAAACGUUUUUAUCGUUGUUCAAAUAUAUCUGCAUUUGGUGGUACUCGGGAAGGGCUGUAGGUAUUGUUUAUCCAGACGUGUUGGCAACAACAAAAUGGGAUGACGUGGUGCUGAGGAAAAGUAUUUGAGCUUCUUUCUGAUUUUCAUGUGGCCCAUUUUGUAAAACACAAGAAUCGUCACUUUGGUCGUUUAAAUAUUAAAACUGAACUUUCCUUCCAGGUAAAGCAAGGAGAGCGCUAUGUUUGCACUAUGUAGCAAACAGAGUGCUAAGCAUCGGUCUGAAUGUGAUCUGAACAAUAGGAUUUUCCUGACUUUAUCAACAUGGGAGGUACAGUUUUAAUAAUAGUUUUGUGUAAAUCGAAAAUGUUUAUUUUAAUUUGAGACUAAAUUAGGGAUGUUUGUGUGUGCACGAAAUGGGCCAAAAAACCAGCUGAUCAUAAGAAAUGAGGUCAAACACUCCUCUGCCUCUGUUUCUGAGAUAUCCUACGGAAACCUGAGUAACUAAGUGUUUUUUAAAACAAAAGUAAUAUCAAACCAGGACUUCCAGGAAGUGGUGAAGAGGUGCAGCCUGCAGGUCUGGGUCCCAGGAUUAUCACCUGUGUGUCUCAUGUUCUGUGUCAUGUGUGACGUGCUGAGGACUCGGGGAAAGGGCCCAUGAUGGCCCCCGUAUAUAUUUUCAGCUGUGUGUGUAUAUAUAUAUAUAUAUAUAUAUACAGUAUAUAAGCAGAGAUCCCCAGUACGUACAGGAAGGCCUCUGCUCGAUCGGUCUAUAGAUUCUUGUUCUGAAUAGCACAGGUUGGCCACUUGAAGUCCCAUUAUGUUGUCUGUACAGAUACUCUCAUGUGAGAUCAGCGAGGGUAUACAAAAUCUUGUGGCCUUAGUGUGUUUUGUUUCUUUUCUUUUGCCUUGUUUCUCAGCUGUUUAUUUUUGUGGAUCAGAUGUAUUAACUAAGAAGAGACAGCCAGUCUUCAUCAU
Trematomus bernacchii (emerald rockcod) is the source of this 2155-nucleotide messenger RNA. Its product is annotated as zinc finger protein 740-like. Gene Ontology annotation, cellular component: nucleus. The coding region runs from base 558 to 911 and encodes 117 amino acids. Gene Ontology annotation, biological process: regulation of transcription by RNA polymerase II. The record is from RefSeq and is a predicted model, not a curated record. Gene Ontology annotation, molecular function: RNA polymerase II cis-regulatory region sequence-specific DNA binding; DNA-binding transcription factor activity, RNA polymerase II-specific. Lineage: Eukaryota; Metazoa; Chordata; Actinopteri; Perciformes; Nototheniidae. The transcript has 3 exons.